AUGCCCAAAGCAUCAAUGUCCAGUGUCAAGGAAUCUGAAGCUUCUGAAAGAACAGUUGUAGUUAGUGGUCUUCCAGUUGGUUGUUUUAGUGACCAAUCACUGGCCACCUUAGUGAAGAUUUACUUCCAGGAUAUGAAGAAUGAGGGUGGAGAUGUGGAAGAUGUGAUAUAUCCAACAAGAACCAAGGGAGUUGCAUAUGUAACAUUCAAGGAAAAAAAAGUUGCAGAGAACGUCAUCAGAAAAAAGAAACACCAUCUAAAAAAGAAGACUAUACAGGUUCCACUCACAGUCUCUCCUUUUAGUGAAAAGGUCUUCUGCUCUGUAAAUGCAAUCCUUGAUCUUUCUGUUUUUCGGAGACAAGUUGUUCUAGAAAGUCUGAUAAGGGACCUGACAAAGAAAAUCCCAACUUUAUGCUUCAGUCCUUUGAAACCCAAUGGAAGAAUUUCUGUUCAAGGAUCAUUUCUGGCUAUCAAGAGGCUCAGAGAACUUUUGCUAUUAAAAGCCAGUUUUCUUUUAGAAAGAAACAGGAAUUUUGUCAGUGAGGGAAAAAAGUGGAGUAGACAAAGCCUCCAGGGGAGUCUACAGAGAAGUAAUAACUCAUUGGAGUCAUCCAGGACCUUAGUACCUGAGAUGACUAGAAGUGGAGAAACAUUUGUUCUUGACACAGAUGUGUUCCUUUACUUGAAACAGAAGUGCAGAUGUUAUGAAAGCACAUUGAAAAAAUUUAAUGUUCUAAGUCAAGAGAGAGUGGAUGGUGAUAUCACUACAGUUUGUCUAAGAAGUGCUCAAAGUGGGUCUCAGCCAAGUGAUGUAAAGCAUGCAAAACAGCUCGUUGAGAAAUACUCACAUUCUCUUCAGUUUAAGCUUAGAAAAGAGACAUUUGUUUUGGAAGGAAAGGAGAAUAAAGAGAAAAGAACUAUUAAACUGGCAUGUGAGCAAGUAAGUUCAAGUUACCUUCAAGUGCUGGUAAAUUUUUAUAGGACACACAUUGACAUUAUAGGAUCUUCUUCUGACACUUACCUAUUUAAAAAACAGGUAAUGAAAUUAAUAGGGCGAAAGGUUAGUUAA
Orycteropus afer afer is the source of this 1068-nucleotide messenger RNA. NCBI's taxonomy places the organism in Eukaryota, Metazoa, Chordata, Mammalia, Tubulidentata, Orycteropodidae. The record is from RefSeq and is a predicted model, not a curated record.